GCGGAGCGCUGCAGCGCGGGUCCAACCGGGUCCCGACCGGGGCAAGAGUCCGUGCGAGCCGCAGGAUCACCGUGAGCAGUGAACACACUCGGUGUUCCUCUCACCUCGCCCCCUUCUCGCUGGCAGCGUACCCGUGGGACCCGGGGACUUCACUGCAGUAAUAAUUGAACGGUAAAUGCUGGGCACAGGCAGCAACUGGGGAACGAGAAACAGAGAUUCUUUUUCCCCCAAGUCCAGGUCGUUUCGAUUAGAACUGGGAAAGCGCAAAAGGUAGGAGAGGCGGUGAGUUUGUUCUCGGGAAGCUCAAACACAGUAUCAGCAAAGUCACAGUGGGGAGGUGCUGUCCAUCUGCUCUGGGUGUGCGAAGAGAUUCACUCGAUCAAUCCAGCUGCUAAUGCGCCAACCACUUCAGAGAGAGACCAGACCUGCUUCCUUCAGUUCUCCUGCUGGCUGUACAUCGGUGAGUUCACGCUAGAGAGGGGGGGCGUUCACCCACCAAUGUGUGCGCAGGGAUUUACUCCGUUAUCCGGCCUGAUGAUACACCCGCGAGUUCAGACCGGGGAGAGGCCGUUCAUCUGCUCCACGUGUGGGAAGGGAUUCAGCCAGUCGACUAACUUGCGGGCGCACCAGCGAGUUCACACUGGGGAGCGACCGUUCACCUGCUCAUUGUGCGGGAAAGAAUACACUCAGUUAACCGGCCUGAUGACGCACCAGCGACUGCACACCGGGGAGAGGCCGUUCAUCUGCUCUGAGUGCGGGAAGAGAUUCAGUCAGCUGUCCCACUUGCAGGCGCACCAGCGAAUUCACACCGGGGAGAGGCCGUACACUUGCUCAGUGUGCGGGAAGAGAUUCAGUCAGUCGUCCAACUUGCGGGCGCACCAGCGCGUUCACACUGGGGAGAGACCGUUCACCUGCUCUACGUGCGGGAAGCAAUACGCGCAGUUAACCGGAUUGAUGACACACCAGCGAGUCCAUACCGGGGAGAGGCCGUUCAUCUGCUCUGAGUGUGGAGUGCGAUUCACUCGGUUAUCCCAGUUGAAGGGGCACCAGCGAGUCCACACUGGGGAGAAGCCGUUCACCUGCGCAACCUGCGGGAAGGGGUUUGCUUGGUCAAACAACCUGGUGAUACACAAGCGAAUUCACACCGGGGAGAGGCCGUACGUCUGCUCUGAGUGCGGGAAGGGGUUCACGCGGUCUUACGAGCUGCUCAUCCACCAGCGGGUUCACACUGGGGAGAGGCCGUUCAUCUGCUCGACGUGUGGGAGGGGGUUCAUCCACUCGUCCCAGCUGCGGGUGCACCAGCGAGUUCACUCCGCGGAGCGCCUGUUCCCCUGCUCGACGUGCGGGAAGGGAUUCCACCGAUCAACGGACCUGCUGAACCACCAGCGGAUUCACACUCGCAGGAAGCUUUCGGAUCGGCAGCGGCCGGUAGUCGAUCGGGUUCAAGUUGCGGGUCGCGGCUGGGGUGAGAACCGUGCGAGCGGCGGAAUAACUGGGGCCAGUCAUCACACUGAGCGGUCUGGACGUUUCUCUCACUUCGCCCCACUUCCCGCUCGCAGCCUACCCGGGGACUUCCCUGCGUUAAUAACUCUCACCGCACAAGGAUUGACUCCGUUAUCCAGCCUGAUGACACACCAGACAGGGGAGAGACCAUUCAUCUGCUCCACAUGUGGGAAGAGAUUCAGCCAGUCGACCAAUUUGCAGGCGCACCAGCGAGUUCACACUGGCGAGAGACCGUUCACCUGCUCUGAGUGUGGGAAGGGAUUCACUCAGUUAUCCAGCCUGGUGAAUCACCAGCGAGUUCACACCGGGGAGAGUCCAUUCAUCUGCUCUGAGUGCGGGAAGAGAUUCACUCAGCUGUCCCACUUGCAGACACACCAGCGAGUUCACAGCGGGGAGAGGCCGUUCACAUGCUCUGAGUGUGGAGGGAAAUUCACUCAGUCGUCCCAUUUGAAGACGCACCAGCGUGUUCACACCGGGGAGAGGCCAUUCUCCUGCUCUGAGUGUGGGAAGACAUUCAGUCAGUCAGUCAAUUUGCGGACACACCAGCGAGUUCACACGGGGGAGAAACCAUUCACGUGCUCGACGUGUGGGAAGGAAUAUGCUCAGCUGACCAGUCUAAUGAUGCACCAGCGAGUCCACACUGGGGAGAAGCCGUUCAUCUGCUCUGAGUGUGGAGUGCGAUUCACUCGGUCAUCCCAGUUGAAGGAACACCAGCGAGUCCACACUGGGGAGAAACCGUUCACUUGUUCGACAUGCGGGAAGGGAUUUGCUUGGUCAAACAACCUGGUGAUACACAAGCGAAUUCACACUGGGGAGAGGCCAUUCGUGUGCUCUGAGUGCGGGAAGGGAUUCACGAGAUCAAACGAGCUGGUCAAGCACCAGCGAGUUCACACCGGUGAGCGGCCAUUCCCCUGCUCGACGUGCGGGAAGGGAUUCCGUCAGUCCACUGACCUGCUGAACCACCAGCGAAUUCACACUCGCGUUCACACGGGGGAGAAACCGUUCACGUGCUUAACGUGUGGGAAGGAGUAUGCCCAGUUAACCGGAUUGAUGAUGCACCAGCGAGUCCACACCGGGGAGAGGCCAUUCAUCUGCUCUGAGUGUGGACUGCGAUUCACUCGGUCAUCCCAGUUGAAGGGGCACCAGCGAGUCCACACUGGGGAGAAGCCGUUCACCUGCGCAACCUGCGGGAAGGGGUUUGCUUGGUCAAACAACCUGGGAUUCACGAGAUCAAACGAGCUGGUCAUACACCAGCGGGUUCACACUGGGGAGAGGCCGUUCAUCUGCUCGACGUGUGGGAGGGGGUUCACCCAUUCAUCCAUAUUGCGGGCGCACCAGCGAAUUCACACCGGCGAGCGGCCGUUCCCCUGUUCAACGUGCGGGAAGCGAUUCCCGUGGGAAGGGAUUCACUCAGUUGUCCCAUUUACAGGCGCACCAGCGAGCUCAGACUGGGGAGAAACCAUUCUCCGGCUCAACGUGCGGAAAGAGUUUCACUCAGUUGCCCCAAGUCCAGAAACGCCAGCAGAUUCAGACAGGGAAAGGCCUUUCAUCUGUUCUAUGUGUGGAAAGGCAUUCACUCAAUUACCCAGCCUGAUGACGCACCAGCAAGUUCACACUGGCGAGAGGCCGUUCACCUGCUCAGAGUGCGGUAAGAGUUUCACCCGGACUCUACACCUGAAGGCACACCAGCGAGUUCACACUGGUGAGAAACCGUUCUCCUGCUCCACGUGUGGACGGAGAUUCACCCAGUCGUCCAAUUUACAGGCUCACCAGCGAGUUCACACUGGGGAGAGGCCGUACUCCUGCUCGGUGUGUGGAAAGAGCUUCACGCAGCUGUCCGGUUUGCAGACGCACCAGCAAGUUCACACUGGGGCCAGGCCAUUUAUCUGCUCGACGUGUGGGAAGAGAUUUGCCUCGUCAAGCAACCUGGUGAUACACAAGCGCGUUCACACAGGGGAGAGGCCGUUCAACUGCUCUGAGUGUGGGAAGGGGUUCACCAGUUCGUCGGACCUGUUGCAACACCAGCGAUAUCAUACUGUGGAUCGGCCGUUUAUCUGCUCCACGUGCGGGAAGGGAUUCAUUCGCUCAUGUGAGCUGAAGGUGCACCAGCGUGUUCACACCGGGGAGAGGCCGUUCUCCUGCUCCGAGUGUGGUGUGAGAUUCACUCAGUCUUCCCAUCUGCAGGCGCACCAGCGAGUUCACAAGGGGGAGAGGCCAUUUUUCUGCUCAGUGUGUGGGAAGGGAUUCAUUCAGUCAUCCCAGCUGUUGGUUCACCAGCGAGUUCACAAUGGCGAGAGGCCAUUCAUCUGCUCAAAUUGUGGGAAAGGAUUCAUUCAGUCCUGCGAAUUGAAGGUACACCAGAGAGUUCACACUGGGGAGAAGCCGUUCUCCUGCUCAACGUGUGGAAAGAGAUUCACUCGGUCAUUCAAUUUACGGUCACACCAGCGAGUUCACACUGGGGAGAAGCCGUUCUCCUGCUCAACGUGUGGAAAGAGAUUCACUCGUUCAUCCAAUUUGCAGACACACCAGCGAAUUCACACUGGGGAGAAGCCGUUCUCCUGCUCUGAGUGUGGGAAGGGGUUCAGUCAGUCGUGCGAUUUGAAGAUACAUCAGCGAAUUCACACUGGGGAGAGGCCCUACUCCUGCACUGAGUGUCGGAAGGGAUUCGCCCGCUUGUCUAACCUGCUGGCACACCAGCGAGUUCACACUGGGGAGAGGCCCUUCACCUGCUCUGAGUGUGGGAAGACAUUCACCCAGUCAGCCAUCCUAAAAACACACCAGCGACUUCACACUGGGGAGAGGCCGUUCAUCUGCUCUGAGUGCGGGAAAGGAUUUACUUGCUCAUCUCGCCUGCUGAAACACCAACGAGUUCACAAUGUGAAGAAAGAUUGAAGGCGCUGUGUGCCAAGUAUUCAACCAUCGUGUCUACUGAAAUCUAACGCAAGUUCACAAGAGUUGCAGGUGAUACUGGGCCUUGGGUUCUGCUGAAGUUACUGUUUACACCCAGACUGAAUCUGGUAAUGGGCAGAGUUGGUUUUCUUUUGCUGAUGUUCAUAGUCUGUUUAAAGUUUAGCUCUGUUAACGUUCUGGAUCUGCAAUUAACGCAAGACAAUUCUGUCUGAAAGACUUCAUUCAAGCCCCUUCCUUUGCAGUGCAUAUAAUGAACAGUAGAAAGAGAGGCCUUUCAGCCCGUCUGCUGCCGUUAAGUAUUUCUGCUCCGCACCAGACCCCUCCCGUCUCGGCCGGUAUGAAUAUUCAGAAAUGAGGCAGAGAACUCGGCCCUUUGACUCGGGUCCUCAGUAAUCAUCACUCACUUACCCCAAUGCUUCAUUAAUAGGUUUUUAAUUCUCUCCUCAUUUGCAUUGGCCGCACCCCCUUUCACCCCAUGGUUCUACUUGUCACCAUCAUAGCAGAAGCAAUUUACAGCGGCUAAUUAGCCUGUCGGCCCCCAGGGUUUGGGAGGCAGGAGGAGCCCCAUGCGGUCACGGGGAGAAUGUGCAAACUCCCGAGGUCAGGACUGAAGCGGGUGAUCUGGGGAUAUUUUUGUUUCUCAGUCUGUGUUUAUUCAGAUUCCCAGUCUGUCACCUCCAGCCCUCCCGGUGGUGGCACCUUAUUGAACUCCGUGAGUAAGAAUUUGCCCGGAAUUUCUGCAGCUCUCAGCAGAUCGGUGGCAAAGGCAACAGCUCACUGGGGGUCUUACCCCAGACAUUAGAGAGGCUGUUGGUCUGCGAGGUCAGGAACCUGGGAUCAGUCCACGUCUUGGAUACUGUCCCUGUGGAGGUUUCUCCGCAGUGCUUCCAAGAGCUCCAGUUAUCUCCCGCAUCCCAAAGGCAUCUGUCGGUAGGUAGAUGUGCUGUUGUAAUUUACCCCUAGAGUGAGGGUGACUGGUAGAAGUUAGGGAGAAUUGACGGGGACGUAGGUAGAAUUUAAGAGGAAGAACUGCAGAUUAGAAUGAGCUGCGGACUCGUUGGGCUGGAGUUCGUGUUUCUGCACCGUUAUCAGUUUGUGACGUUCCCUAACCACCAAGCCUCGGGGAGAAAGCAGUGGGGUUUAUCUCCACUCCCAGUUCUUUUCCACGCGGGGCUGUUUUCAUUGAGCUGAGGUACAACAAUAGAGAACGGGUUGACAGAUCCUGUGUCUCGUCCGUUGUUCACACCCAACACCCUCCCAUUGACAGUCUCAAAAAUUGGAUUGAUGUCUGUCCUGAAUGCAAUAAGUGAGUGAUCACUCCUGCUGAUCAGAGAUUAAGGAGAUGUUCUCAAAGCUGUAGAUGCUUCUAACGCCCUGUGUCUCUCAUUGAUUGAAAUUUGAUUAUAAAAAGAGCAAAGAAACUGAACAAAAGUUGGAAAAGACACAGAAAGAACAGGAAAAGGAUUAUAGUGUCUACAGUACCUCAGUGUUUCAAAAGAAACAACUUGCAGCAGAGCGUGAUGAUGAACUAGGUGUCUAUAACCUGCUGUACCCUUCCCUUUCACCAGGCACGCUUUCAAUAAAUCCCAGGCCACACUGAGUACCCAAGCAUCCUCCAGUGCCCUACCAAAGGUGGAGGCGCCCAGUGGCUGUGGGAGCUGGGGGUGAGGAAGGUGUUGGGGCGGAAGAGAUGAGUGAAAUGUUGUUUCAAAUGUACCCUGAGCUGAUCUCGUGGAAGCUCUAAGAAAAUGUUUCCCUCGUUCUGUAGAUAGUUAUGUUAAUAAAUAUGUGAAUAAAUGUUUUCAAAAGUGUUCCGGGUUAACUCCAGAAGUGGGGUCACCUGUCUUAAUAAAUGUUACUGUAAAUAAGCUGCAACCUAGGUUAAAGAAAACAGUAAACUGUUACUUGUGUGAGAUGAGAAGAGUGAAGUAAAAUUGUGAGUGUUCUACAGUGUUUCCUUUGGCAAUUCCAGCAUCAAAGGAUAAAAACUAUGGAACGGGGACUGUACUUGUGUGGGGCUUUCCAGGCUGAUCCACUACAGCCUCUGGGUAACAUUGUACAUAUUGUUUUAAAGUAGUGUGGCAUCUGUCAGAAGCUAUUUAAUUGGUAUUUUAGCUUUAAUUUUAUAUUUAAAUGAAAUAACAGUGAACAAUUACCAGAUUAAUUUAUGCUGACAAUGUCAUUGUAAACUUAGUUUUGAUACUCUCUGCUUUGUACACACCUGGAUUUAGUGACUGCUAUUACUGAUGUCUGGUUUAUGUAACAGUAUUCCAAAUGUAAGUUUGUGUAGUUUGUUUGAUUUAUUGUGGGGAGGGGGGUAUGGUGGACACAGUAGGGGGAGAUCUGGGGUUGUCUGCAAGGGUUAUGUUUUUCUUUGCAGACAGCCUGACCACCAGCUCGAAGGUGAAGGCAACUUACCGUGAAGGCAACUUUGAUAGCAGUCAGUUUCCACCUCCACCAGCACUGCAGAUGACGCAGUUUAAAUGACCCUGUACUGAAGAACUUGUACUAAUUUAAUUCUGCCCAUUGCAAAAUGCCUGCUGAUGGAACUGUGAAUGCUAUUUUUCUUUGGCUUUUCCUGUCGAUCAGAGACUGUUGAAAAUUUUAGUAGAUGUGUAGUGUGUGCAGCUAAUACAACAGAGCUACCAUCCCUCGUGUCCGCCCAAGCAGCUGUACUUUCUUCGCCGUAGCAAUAGCCUGCGUCCUUGCAGCUGGUGCUGCUGUAAACAUUUACAGUUUGCACACAUGACAAUGGACAUUCACGGAAAACGUGUGGGUUUCUCACCUUCUCUGGAACUCAAGAUGUGUGGCUCACGCUAAUGCGAAUGAUGAAACGACGAGGGGACAAACGAGUUCCCUUUUCCAGGCAGCCGCAGCAGAUCUUUAUGGUCACGUGGUACCCCAGUGUGAACUGGCUGCUGGCACUUUCCAAAUUCUUUUUAUGAACAGGCACAAUUAUAGCAUGGUCCAUCAGAGACUUUAUGGACUAAAACACACUGUGCCAGACUGUAAAGGAUGAUGUAUAUAAUCAAAAAUGAGACAUUCUGAACCAUAGCAAGAAAAGUAACAGCAGCGGUGUGACUUGCCAGGGACACAUCUGCUGCUGUCGGUACCUGUUGCUGCUGGACCCUCCCCCCCGGAAGUUAUUUGGGCAUCUCCAAACAGGCUUGAUGCAGUUACCUAAAUGUAUGGGUUGUGAUUUUGUACUUGUUGCUGUGUUUGUUGUCUCCAUGGGUAAAAGUUUAUCAAACUCAUAGAAAUAAUGCUGUAACUUUUUGGCGUACAUUCUUACCCAGUCUGAGAAGGAUUUAUGGAACAUGCACCAACUAAGGGACAAUUAUUUUAACAACUUCAAAGAAUCAUCAGUUGUUAGCUUGUAGUUUCUGUUGACUGUUGUGAAUGACAAUUGACACAAAAUUUGAAUGUACACAAGGUUACUAAUUGGUUAAUAUCCAUAACUGCUGGUCAAUUCUGUAUAAAAAUGGCAUCUCUCUGUUCAGAUUUCAGAACCAUGUGGUGACAGGGUCCAUGCUGUCCUCCUCGUGCACGAGUAAAUAAAGUAUGUUUGAG
This is a messenger RNA of Mobula hypostoma (lesser devil ray), 7983 nucleotides long. Its product is annotated as zinc finger protein 585A-like. Gene Ontology annotation, cellular component: nucleus. The record is from RefSeq and is a predicted model, not a curated record. The transcript has 8 exons. Gene Ontology annotation, biological process: regulation of transcription by RNA polymerase II. Bases 499 to 4395 code for a protein of 1298 amino acids. Gene Ontology annotation, molecular function: DNA-binding transcription activator activity, RNA polymerase II-specific; RNA polymerase II cis-regulatory region sequence-specific DNA binding. NCBI's taxonomy places the organism in Eukaryota, Metazoa, Chordata, Chondrichthyes, Myliobatiformes, Myliobatidae.